AUGAAGCCCUUCCGACUCCUACUUCUUCCUCAUCUAGUUUUCAGAAAAAUUGCAUCACAGAUCGACCUACUCGCGUUGUCAUUAUGCAGUAAGAACAGUCGUUUAGCAGUGAAACUAUCUGGUAUAAAACCGAUUAGACUGUCUAAGCAGCAUAUCUCAACCUCUCAUUCCGUUAUUCUGGAAUUUGAUCAUUACUGGAUUCUUUGGUUACUGAAAACAAGGAAAGCAGUUGCUGAUGUUGAAAAAACUUUUUCUACCGAGUUUAAGAUUGGAGAGCAGAUUUUCAAAACCAGAUUCAAUGGAAAUCAUGAUGUGCUCACAUCCUUAUGCACAGAUUACUAUAGUGCAGCUGAUCAGAUCGUAGAGUAUUUAAAAAAUACAUUCAAUUGUGAACUGACCAGAUAUAUUGUCUCACGAGAAGGAUAUCCAGAAUAUAGACAACUUAUCACUCAGACGAUUAAUAAUUCAAAGAAUUGCGAACUGGUUUUUGGAGAAUCGGGUCAGAAAGUGAAUGCGGAGGAUAUUGAUUUUUUAUUCAACAAUCUGAAGACUGAUAAAAUGUUGCGUGUUUCUAGACGAAUCUGCGAAAAUUAUCAACUUCAAAAUCCACUAACCUUCCCAUCUUUCUAUGUUUACGAUGCCCCGUGGUUUCGGCCUGAGGACCUAUUCAAUGCAAACUGUGAACAUCUAACAAUUUUACAUGCACCGAAAUUGAAACCAUCUCAUAUUAACCUGUAUCUGAAGCAAUGGAUCAAUGGAGAACAUUUGAGAAUCCUCUUCCUCCGCAUAGAAACCAUGUGGUUGUAUUCAGUUCUUCCCGAAAGGAACCAACAACUUUUCGAUGGAAUUCAACUGAAACCAUUCGAUAUGAGAAGAGAAAAGAGUUCUUACAAAAAAUCAGCGUUCUUUGAUCUACUUGGUAAUCAGUUCAGAAAUCAUCAAUCUUGGGAUAUUCAUCGAAAUGAUGGAACUGUUGGAUCCAUUGCUCUAAAUAGUGAUGGUUGUCUUUUUCAUGUCUGGCGUCUCAAAUAA
This is a messenger RNA of Caenorhabditis remanei, 1032 nucleotides long. RefSeq lists its product as uncharacterized. The coding region runs from base 1 to 1032 and encodes 343 amino acids. Gene Ontology annotation, biological process: embryo development. The record is from RefSeq and is a predicted model, not a curated record. Lineage: Eukaryota; Metazoa; Nematoda; Chromadorea; Rhabditida; Rhabditidae. The transcript has 5 exons.